Molecule: messenger RNA, 652 nt
Organism: Drosophila navojoa
Lineage: Eukaryota; Metazoa; Arthropoda; Insecta; Diptera; Drosophilidae
Source: RefSeq, a predicted model, not a curated record
ACUCUAGAUAUUUGACGCGCUCAGACCUAAAAACGAACGGAACAUUUUUUCAAAUCAUAAAAUUCGUGUGAAUAUUUUUUGUUUGUCUCUCAAUCUCAUAAAAAUGGCUAAGCAAAUGAAGAUCAUCGGCAGUUGCCCAUUCUGUCAACGUGAGGUUGGCAGCGAUCUGCGUCCCAUUAACCAACUAAAUAUGGAACACAUCAAUAUACUGGCCAACGAGCUCAAGGACUUCGAGCCAGUCACAAAGAGUGAGUGCCAAAGAAGCCAACAUAGCACGACUCCAUCACAGGUUUCCAGUACCGAAUCGAAUGACUCCCAGUCUGUGUCACUUUUAACGGAGGCUAUGCUGAACAUGGUCAGGCGGGAGUUUGAGCUUCCUGCAGACGCUGAGGAACAAAUACCAAGCGAUCAUGCUGAGCUCAUUCUUGCCAUGCUAUCCGAAGAGCAGAAUUGCUAUGAUAAAUUUUUGCAGAAUAAAAGCUCUAAGACCGGUUCGAAGCGCUCCAGGAAGUAAAGCAACUCAAAUCUCCCCCCUCAACCCAAUGCACAAAAUUUACAGUCUGCGCUGAUCCUUUUUUUAUUAUUUUGAAUACCGCUGUUAUUGUGAGACGCUGAAGCGUCAUUAAAUAUAAUUUUCAUAUUCGUUUGAUUA